Cannabis sativa is the source of this 1426-nucleotide messenger RNA. RefSeq names its product zinc finger protein CONSTANS-LIKE 4. Gene Ontology annotation, biological process: regulation of photoperiodism, flowering; regulation of flower development. NCBI's taxonomy places the organism in Eukaryota, Viridiplantae, Streptophyta, Magnoliopsida, Rosales, Cannabaceae. The record is from RefSeq and is a predicted model, not a curated record. Gene Ontology annotation, cellular component: nucleus. The transcript is spliced from 2 exons. Gene Ontology annotation, molecular function: zinc ion binding; protein binding. Bases 231 to 1244 code for a protein of 337 amino acids.
AAAAAACAGAAAACAAUACCAAACAUGCUCCAAGCCUCUGAUUCUGGCUAAGCCUAUCCUACGUGUUACUCUUUCAUUGGCUAAUCCCUGGAUCUCCUCGACCCCACCAGAUAAAACGCGUGCACUUAAUCAAAAUCAGAGAGAGAAGAAAGAAAAGAGAGAGAGAAACACUAAACAAAGUGUUCCAAAAAAAAAAAAAAAAGCUUCAGAAGAAGAAAAAGAAAUCAGCUAUGGCGUCGAAGCUAUGCGACUCGUGCAAAUCGGCUACAGCCACACUCUACUGCCGAGCAGACGCGGCGUUUCUCUGCGUAACGUGUGACUCAAACGUCCACGCCGCUAACAAACUGGCUUCUCUCCACGCGCGCGUCUGGGUUUGCGAAGUAUGCGAACAAGCUCCGGCUCACGUUACGUGCAAAGCCGACGCCGCCGCACUCUGCGUCACGUGCGAUCGUGAUAUUCACUCUGCUAACCCACUCGCCCGUCGUCACGAGCGCGUUCCCAUCACGCCCCUAUACGAAUCCGUCAACACGGCAAAAUCUAACGGCGGAAACGGCGGCGAUAGUGGCGGUGCUGUUAACUUCCUUAACGACCGUUAUUUCCCCGAAGACGCAGCUGAACCUAAUCAAACCACAGCCGAAGUAAGUACGGAAGAGGCUGAAGCUGCUUCAUGGCUUCUUCCUAACCCUAAAGCCAUGGAAAGUCCAGAUCUGAACUCAGGUCAGUACGUCUUCCCCGAUAUGGUUCCGUAUCUAGAUCUGGAUUACGGUCAUCUAGAUCCGAAACUUGAAGCUCAAGAACAAAACAGUUCAGGUACCGAUGGAGUUGUACCCGUACACAGUAAUAAAAGCUCUCAAUCUCAACCUCCCAUGGCGAACGAACAGUGUUACGAAAUCGAUUUCUCCGGAUCUAAUAAACACUUCCUCUACAAUCUAAGCCACAGUGUAUCGUCUUCUUCUCUAGACGUAGGAGUAGUACCAGAUGGGCCGAAUGGUGUUGAAAUAUGUGAGAAUAAUAAGCCCAUGGGCUCAAAUGGGCCUCAGGCGGCCCAAUUCUCGUCGGCGGAUAGAGAAGCGAGAGUUUUAAGGUACAGAGAGAAAAGAAAGAAUAGGAAAUUUGAGAAGACGAUUCGAUAUGCUUCUAGAAAGGCUUAUGCCGAAACAAGGCCCAGAAUCAAAGGAAGGUUCGCGAAACGUACGGAAGUUGAAAUCGAAGCUGAACGAUACGGCGUCGUUCCGAUGUUUUAGGUUUUAAUUUCUUUUUUUAAUUUUGUAUAUAUAGUUUUUUUUAAUUAUGUAAUGUGUAGUAAUGAAUUUUGCUUUUUACGAUGAGCAAAUUUUUAAGCUAUGAAUCUUUUAACAAGCUUUUUUUUUUUUUGGAUGUAUUUUUGUAUUUUCUAAAAUAAAAUAUGAUUAGUUUGUAAUCUAAA